This is a messenger RNA of Gongylonema pulchrum, 192 nucleotides long. The record is from the annotation of a GenBank genome assembly. NCBI's taxonomy places the organism in Eukaryota, Metazoa, Nematoda, Chromadorea, Rhabditida, Gongylonematidae.
AUGGAUUUGGGCAACGUUGAACGAAAUGCAUGUGCUGUUGGUGUGCGAUUUUUCUCGGAAGAAGGCAAGGAACUGAGUGAGGCUGCGAUUGUGUUACCGCUUUCGACAACAGCAGCUCAACUACAGACUUUGUGCAAUAAAUUGCUGGACAGCUCGGAUGAUCCAAUUCCAGUGACGUUUCGGACCAUGAGU